Messenger RNA from Epinephelus moara (kelp grouper), 2753 nucleotides. It is a transcript of the gene ftr86, whose product is annotated as finTRIM family, member 86. NCBI's taxonomy places the organism in Eukaryota, Metazoa, Chordata, Actinopteri, Perciformes, Serranidae. The transcript is spliced from 12 exons. The coding region runs from base 98 to 2014 and encodes 638 amino acids. Gene Ontology annotation, molecular function: zinc ion binding; protein binding. The record is from RefSeq and is a predicted model, not a curated record.
UCAGGACCUGGGGGGCCCUAAACAUCCUGUAAAAGAAACAGAGAGCAGCAAUGAGGCUCGUUUUGCUCAUCAGACAAAUACACCAGCAUAUGAGUGUAUGUUCAGUUUGGAUUCUCUCAAAGCUCAGGAACCUUGUGGUGACCUCCAAGAAAUCCAGCUCAUCCUCCUCCGUUCCACCCAGCACCACAUGGCCUCAGCCUGGCCUGAAGAGGAGACCUUUGUGUGCUCAGUAUGCCUGGACACACUGAAGGACCCGGCAACUCUACCCUGUGGACAUUCAUACUGCUUGGCUUGUAUCCAGAGCCACUGGGACAAGAAAGACAGCAAGGGUGAGUGCAGCUGCCCCCAGUGUCGGCAGGUCUUCAAACCUCGACCCUCCCUCGCCAAGAGCACUUUGCUAGCGGAGGCGAUGGAGAAACUGAGAACCAACAGUUUCAAGCAAAGCCCCUCCACAGCUGGCUCCUCUGCCCAGCCAUCAAUGCCUAUCUACCUGGAGGUCCUACCGGAUAGAGGGCCGCGACAGGGCAGUGUGUACCCUCAGCUUCCCACGGUGGAGCCCAGGCCCUGCCCUCAACACAACCGACCCCUGGACCUGUUUUGUCAUGACGACAAGGAGUGUGUGUGUGAGGUGUGUUGCCAACAUGGACACAAGGGACAUCGUGUGCUUAAGCCAGAGGAAGAGAGGAAGGAGAGGCAGAAAGAGCUUGUUCAGAUGCAGGUUGACAUACAGAAGAGAAUCCAGGAGACUGAGAGGAAGCUUGUGGAGCUCCCACAUGCUGCCCGCCAACACAAGGCCUUAGUGCAGGCUCUAGAGCAAGAGAGCAUGGAUUUAUUCUCAGAGCUAAUCAAAAACGUGAAUCAAACAGGCAUCGAGGUCAGUGAGGCCCUCAGCAUCCAUGAGACCUCCUUAGGCAGCCAGGUCGAGGGGCAGAUCCAGAAUCUGGAGCAGGAGGUGGCAUCGCUGCGCUGGAGGGGUGAGGAGCUGAACAGGCUGGCCGACAUGCAGGACCACAUCCGCUUCUUGAAGAAUUUCCUCACCAUGGAGCCGCUGGGUCAGACGGCUGCCAUGGGAGAGUCGAGUCAGGAGGAAGCGGUGGUAGCCUCUGUCCGCAUAGUCAUGAAAGAGCUACAACAGUCAAUACAGGACGUCUGCAAAGCCAGCCUGGCUAAGAUCAUCACAUUAGUGAAUCCUGACGCUGUGGCUUCAGUGCCCAAUGGUGCAGCAGCAGCGGCCACUACGGCAGCUGAUAACAGUUGUCAGGCCGCUGCAAAAAACACAGUGUAUGAGAUGAUAACAGACCCUCCACCUUUGCCACCUCCACGCCCUCAAGGACACAAAGAUUCAUCCAAACGUCCUUCUUGUCAAGCUUCAGCCCCGCCUCCACCUUUCCCUCCUCCUCAACCUCGAGCACCUCCUGCAACAACAAUGGGACUUGUUAAUCCUGAUCCAAAGACAAGAGAAGAACUGCUGAAAUAUCGCUUUGAACCCACCAUGGAUGCCAGAACGGUGUUUCGCCACGUGCAGCUGUCAGAUGGCGAUCGUAAGGCCACAAUGCGGGCUGAGAACCUGAACCUACCAGACCAUCCUGAACGCUUCCAGUUCUGGAGACAGGUUCUCUGCAGAGAGCCCCUAGGAGGGAGCCCUUACUACUGGGAGGUGGAGUGGACCGGCACAAAGAUCACCAUCGGCGUGGCCUACAAGGAGAUGGAGCGUAAGGGUUCUGAUGACAACAGCCGUCUGGGCCACAACGCUCUGUCCUGGAGCUUGUACUGGUCCGGGACCGGCUUCUCCUUCUGGCACAACAGCCAGGAAAAAUUGCUGGGUUCCCCCAAGGCCCGGCGGAUUGGCAUCUAUCUGGACCAGCAUGCAGGGAUUCUGGCUUUUUACCGCAUCACCCACAACCAGGCUGAGCUCAUCCACCGGCACCAGACCCAGUUCACUGGCCCACUGUACCCAGGGUUCAGGUUCUGGGGGGGUGUGGGGUCUACAGUGACUAUUUGCCAGUUGGAUUGAGUUGUUUAUGAAUGAUGGGCUGUUGUUUUUUCAUAUAACCGGUUAGUCUGGUUGGAAGCAUGUGACAAUUUCUUAAUAAGGAAGCAAAUGUGCUCAAGAGAAAAACAUGUUCAAGAAUGUCUGGUUUUCAUGUUAUUCUUUCUCCGCCAGCUUUUAUUGGUGUGAUGUCUUUGUAAGUGAAUAAAAGAGCAGCGAACACACAUUUCAUUUAUACAUCUUUAUAUUUUUGGGAUGGAUGUUAACAUCUCUUAAAGGAGCAGUAUGUAAGAUUUGAGCAGAUGUGUUAGCAUCUAGUGGUGAGGAUCGCAGAUUUCGAACAGCUAAAACUCCUGAUGAGAACUCCUGUAGUGUUUAUCAUUCAGGAGGUUUUAUAUAAUAUUAUAUUCCCUUUCUGCCGAUACAUCUGCCCAAAUCCUACACGUUGAUCCUUUAAAGCGUUGUUGAUGGUUUGAGUAGACCUCAGUAUGGUGUGACACGUACACAGGCCAAUACACAUUCUGUCCUGCUGAUCUUAUCUUUGAUCCUCACUCUUAGGUAACCAGGAUGCUUUUAACCCCUCCUCCAUUCUUAAGUUAUCUGUAGCAUCUCUCGUAUUCCCACAUUGAUUUGUAACAGUUUGACCUUCAUUGGCCUUUUGUCCACCCAUUCCUUUCUCCUCACGUAGCUAAGACUGUUAUUCAUGUACCUGCAAUGCAGAGUCCUGAUUGGUGUUCAAUAAAAGAUUUAUUUUGCUUCACAU